CGUUGGCCCGGAAGGGGCCGCGCGGCGGAGAGCAGCGGCGCGCUGAUGGGGUCCGGGUCGCGGAGCCCCGCGGGGCGCUCGCGGCACCGGAGCCGCAGGGAGGCGGGCGGGUCCCGGGAGAGGAGGCGCCGCCGCCGGUCCCGCUCCGGCUCCAGCGGCGCCAGCAGCGAUGGAGGCGGCCGGGCUCGGGGUCGCGAGACGCGGCGGCGCAGGAAGCCGGGCUCGGGCUCUGACUCUGAUGAGAGGCAGAGAUGGGGAAAGAAGAAAAGCAAAAGCAGGGACCGGCACCGCAAAAGCCAGAAGAAACGCCGCUCUCGGUCACGGGAUCACUUCUCUAGCUCAGACUCUGAGGCAGAGAGAGAGAAAAAAAGAGGCCGCAGCAGAGAGAGGAGAAGAAAGCGAUCCCAUUCCAGGUCUUCUGUGUCCUCCGUCACAUCUCCCUCUCCUUCACGUUCCCACAGCUCCAGGGAGGAGCUGGGGCAACAGCUGAGCCUUCAGGAGCGACUCAGGCUGAAAGAGGAGAAGAAGAAGCAGGCUGAGAUGAUGAAGGCGUUGGAAACACCAGAGGAGAAGAGGGCUAGGCGGCUGGCGAAGAAGGAAGCCAAGGAGAGGAAAAAGCGUGAGAAGAUGGGCUGGGGGGAGGAAUACAUGGGCUACACCAACACUGAUAACCCCUUCGGGGACAACAAUCUGCUAGGCACCUUCAUCUGGAGCAAGGCCCUGGAGAAGAAAGGGAUCGGUCACCUGGAGGAGAAAGAACUGAAGGAAAGAAACAAACGAAUCCAGGAAGACAACCGCCUGGAGCUGCAGAAGGUGAAGCAGCUGCGCUUGGAACGGGAGCGAGAAAAGGCAAUGCGCGAGCAGGAGCUGGAGAUGCUGCAGCGGGAGAAGGAGGCGGAGCACUUCAAAACCUGGGAGGAGCAAGAGGACAACUUCCACCUCCACCAGGCUAAGCUGCGAUCAAAAAUCCGGAUCCGGGAUGGCCGUGCCAAACCCAUCGACUUGCUGGCCAAGUACAUCAGUGCAGAGGAUGAUGACCUGGCGGUGGAAAUGCAUGAGCCAUACACAUUCCUGAAUGGCCUGACGGUCUCCGACAUGGAGGAUCUGCUGGAGGAUAUCCAGGUUUAUAUGGAACUGGAGCAGGGCAAGAAUGUGGAUUUCUGGAGGGACAUGACCAUUAUCACUGAGGACGAGAUAGCCAAACUCCGUAAACUAGAGGCUUCUGGAAAAGGCCCAGGAGAGCGCCGAGAAGGAGUCAAUGCCUCCGUUAGCUUGGACGUGCAGUCAGUGUUCAAGGGGAAGACAUACAACCAGCUGCAAGUGAUCUUCCAAGGGAUCGAGGGCAAGAUCCGAGCCGGGGGGCCCAACCUGGACAUCGGUUACUGGGAGAGUUUGCUGCAGCAGCUUAAAGCGUAUAUGGCCCGGGCCAGGCUUCGGGAGCGGCACCAGGACGUGCUGCGCCAGAAGCUGUACAAGCUGAAGCAGGAGCAGGGAGUGGAGAGUGAGCCUCUUUUCCCCAUCCUGAAGAAGGAGCCGUCUUCUCCCAGCAACAGGCCGGACCCAGAGGAGAGCGCUCCAGCGCACCCUGGCCCCUCCACAGCGGGAGCCUCCUCGGAGGGGGGUGGAGAGGCAGAGGCCAAGGGCGAGGGGGAAGGGGAAGCAGUGCUGAUGGAGGAGGACCUGAUUCAGCAGAGCCUGGAUGACUACGAUGCCGGGAGGUACAGCCCCAGGCUGCUGAACUCCCACGAGCUGCCCUGCGACGCCCAUGUGCUAGAGGCUGAGGAGGAUCUCCAGCGGCUGCUGCUCUUGAGACAACAGCUCCAGGCCACAGGAGAUGCUAGCGAGAGCGCCGAGGACAUUUUCUUCCGCAGGGCCAAGGAGGGCAUGGGAGCCGACGAGGCCCAGUUCAGUGUGGAGAUGCCCCUGACGGGCAAGGCCUACCUAUGGGCCGACAAGUACCGGCCCCGGAAGCCCCGCUUCUUCAACCGGGUCCACACAGGCUUUGAGUGGAACAAGUACAACCAGACACACUACGACUUCGAUAACCCGCCACCCAAGAUCGUGCAGGGCUACAAGUUCAACAUCUUCUACCCUGACCUGAUUGACAAGCGCUCCACGCCUGAGUACUUCCUGGAGGCCUGCCAGGACAACAAGGACUUCGCCAUCCUGCGCUUCCACGCUGGCCCGCCCUAUGAGGACAUCGCCUUCAAGAUUGUCAACCGCGAGUGGGAGUACUCGCACCGCCAUGGCUUCCGCUGCCAGUUCGCCAAUGGCAUCUUCCAGCUCUGGUUCCACUUCAAGCGGUACCGUUACCGCAGGUGAGGGCGUCGGCCUUCCACCCGUUGACUCUGGGCUGCCUCCCUUUUGGAGGGUCCCUUUGCGUCAUUGCCGGAGCCGUGGGCGAGCUCUUUCACCUCAAAGGGUGCAGGUUCUGCGUACGCAGCCCCUGCUCUGUACUGUGGGGGCAUUCCCUGCCAGUGGGCCCUCUGGCGUACUCUGUAUAUUGCUUCGUGUCGGGGGGGGGGAGGAGGGCAGAGAGGGGGCUCUCCUCUCCUUGUGUUUUUAAUGGGCUCUGGUAGGGGAUCCUGGGAUGGGUGUGGUGCGACUCACCCAGCAAAAUAAACCUCGAUUCUCUAAACCUGGCGCUCCGUGAGCAAGAGCCCCGCAUGGCCUCUGGGCCACAAGGGGCCAGGAGAGCCCCGAGGCAGUGCUAUCCUCCUCCUGCCAUCUGCAAGGCAGCUGCUGGAGGGUGGCCAGCACUCAUGCUUAACUGUGUCUUCAGUUCGACCAGUCGCUCCCUGGAAAAGCCGUCUGCUCCCAUGGGAGCUCCCCUCCUCUCCCCUGUCCAUCCUUGCUGUGGGAAGCUAGAAUCCCAGGGCGCCGCCCAUAGCCAUCAGCCCAUCCCAGAUAACCACAGACGCUGAGCUGCCACCAGCUGCUCCUGGGACACCCCCCCCCCACAGGUGCACUAGUGUGGAAGUGUGCGUGCACAAGCAGAGGGAUGUGGCAUGAGGUAAAACCACUGUGCCAGACCUGCCCCCUUCCCCUCGCUGCUGGGACGAUUCCCAACCUUGGGGGCCAGUGAGAGCGUAGCGGGGCUGAAGGCGUCAGUUGGUGUCUCAGGGGGAGGGGAUGGUGAGCAGCCAGCACAGUGCUGCAAGCUUCCAGCGACUGCUGCUCGGCACCCAGGUCCCCGCGCUCCAUUCCCGGCUCAGCCCUCAGCUGGGGCCUUGCUUCUCCAGGGUCCGUUUGAGCCUCCUUGGCUCCCUAUCAGUCAUCUGAGCACCUGCUGCCCCAGUCUGACUGCAUCAGUCCAGCCCCUUGCCAUGCUCUGUGCCCCCCCCCACUGUCACCUGAUUGUCCACAGGGGUACAGAGGUGCAGAAUAGAACCCAGGCAUCCUGCCUCCCAGCCUUCUUUACUCAAAUUGCCCCAUAUGCUCACCAGUGGGCUGCCUUCAAUGUGGGGCUAUCCCCUGCUACCCCAGCCUGCCCUGCCAGGCCACUCUGCAAGCUCCUAACUCCCCUGUUGUAGGGAGCAAGGGUCACGCACUAGCAGCCAGCAUCCUGUGUGCUGACAGGCCUAGCACUGAGGAGCUGACUCUGUGUCCUCAGCUGACUGGGCCUUCCCCUGCUGAUGGUUUCCAGGCCUGAGCAGCCCAUGCCAGACUCCUCUCAAUGGAGAUGUUCCCCAGAAGUGGCCUCAGCGCCCUUUCUUGUGGGGCCUUCAAUGAGAGAUCCUGCUUUGGGAGCUUGCCCUGGGAUGCUUCCCUCCCUUCUCAGCUAGCCUAGAUUCAAUUCUCUGCUGGGAGCCCAGCACCCUCUGCUCCUGCUGAUACCACCUCUGCCCCUUUCCAGGACCCACACUGCCUUCCGUGGCUAAGAUGAAAGUAGCUGAGGGCUGGUGUCUAGCUGGGAGGGUGAGCACGGGGCCAUGCAGGGAGGUUUUUACCCGCCAACUGUUGCUCUGUUGCUGAACUUGGAUCGAGCGCGCUGUCCGGUUCUACAGACAGUCACCUGGGCCACGUGCCUAGGACAGUCCUGGCCUGUCAGCAGCUGGCACCUCCCAAGCUGCCCCUCUCCAGCUGCAUCUCCCCCUACCACCCCCCUUUUUAAGCCAAGUGGAAGUCUCACGGGCUGGUCCUGACAGCUCCUUCUCCAGACCCAUCUCGCCUUGGCUGAGGGCCCAGGGAGAGGGCGGCAAGGAGGGCCCAGGGCCUGCCCCCAUCCAAGAAGGGCACACGCUCCCAGUGCCUGCUCCCAGGCCCCUCAGCUCUUCGAAUUGCAGUUUCCUGGCCGUGAGCAGGAGGCAGCAAAGGCCGGGGAGCUGGAAACGCAGCUCAGCGUAUUGAACCCUCUAGGUCACCAGGGUGCUGGAGCACGGGAUGUGAGAAGCAGAAGCUUUUGUGCAAGCCCCAAGGCUGUUGUGGAUACAGAAAUAACAAGGCCAGUGCUGUCUGCCGCCGCUUUCAGAUUCCUCGUGGACCAGACCAGCCUGCAAUCUGGCUGCCAAUCCUCCCCAGCUCCCCUAAGAGUGUGAAGCGCAUCCCUGGGGUUGUUUAAUGGGGGCGGGGAACAGAUGAUCUCUUGGAGCUGCUAAUGAGCACGAGGAUUUAGGAGACAAUAAACAAGGGCUUGAGGGAUUCCAGUUGGGAGCAAAGUCUGGCCCGCAGAGGAGCCUGCGCUUUUAAGCAGGAGAGCCUGUGGGCUGGGAGGUGCCAGUUGGGGGCCAGGAUAGCAUAUGGGCUAGAUAUUGUAUGUGUUGGACGUUAGUAUUGGGCCAGGGCAGCAUGUGGGCUGGAAGCUGGUAUAUAGGCCGCCAGCUAGUGUAUGAGUGGGUAUAGCAUGUGGGAGGGGACAGCAUAUAUACUGGGACGGUGUAUGGGCUUGGAGACAGGCAAAGGCAGGACUUUCCUGGUUUGAACACAGCAUUUGUCCUGGGAGCUCAGGGGUGAUUUUGAACCAUGCAUCAGACCAGCACAGCCUCUCCUGGAGCCAGGGUUAUACUGAUCUACAGACGCCAUAUCCCAGUAUAGCUCGUUCCCCUUCCUGUUCAGGGCCAGCUCUGUAGGCAUAAGUCCUCUUUACACCGGGGUUGAUGCAUCCACGCUCUGGGUGGGCCGUGGUUAGAGUGAGACAAUUUGUGUGUCAACAGGCCUGACUGGGCUGGGGGCAAUCUAGGUCUGGUGGUUAGAGCAGGGGGCUGCGAGCCAGGACUCUGGGGUUCUCUCCCCAGCUGUGGGAGAGGAGUGGGGUCUGGUGGUUAAAGCAGGAGGUUAGGACUCCUGGGUUCUCUUUCCUAUUGGGGAAGGGGAGCGUAGUCGGGGGGAUGCUCUCAGGACUCCGGGUUUCAAUUCGUACCACUCACUUUCUGUGACCUUGGAUACAUCCCUUCUCCUCUCUGGGCCUCACGGGAUCAGCGAAUUUACCCAUGUCACAGAGGGGUGGGGAAACUUCUUUCUUAAAUGCAUGCUAAGGUGUGGGAGCUUCUCAGAUGACAGGAGCUAAGGAAAGGCAGAGGACGAUUCAUUCCCUCAGUGGGAUCCUGCGGCAUCACAGACAGAGCUAGGGGCGCAGUAUCCCGUAUAUUACUCCACGGAGGAGCAGCUUUCAGCCACUCUCCAGAGGGCAGCAGAGCUUCUCCAAUGUCCCAGAAGCUUGGGCCAGCAGCGAGUGUGCAGACAGUGCCCUUGGAUGAGCCAUACCUACCUCUCCUGCAAGGCCAGAUUCCUGAGAUCAGGGGCAACGUCCUCUUAAACUGCCUGACCUUCACCUUGGAAAUCUCAGUACUUUCCCAGUUCUGAUGCUUUGGUUGGAAAGGAAGCAAUGUCAGGUUGGGGAGGGGGGGUGUUAGCAGGAAGGGGGGAAUACUCAUUUGGGUGGCCCCUUGGCACACCUUUCAUGUGCAUCACACCCACCCCUAGAACUUCAUGCAGUGUGAACAAGAGAUCACGUCCCCAGUGGGCUGCUCGGGGUGAGCCUCUGCACCACGUCUAAUGAGGACAGGAAGUGAGGGCCCUGCAGCUGCACCAGUCCUAUUGGUCCUCCCAGCACAAUCCCACAGUGCCCCUCCAAUGACCUCCAGCUACGGUCUGCAGGAACCGGGUGCAGAGCCCCCCCUCUCUUCUGUCCUCCAAGUGCCCUGGUUCCCCAGCUGUUGCCCUCCAAAGAGCCCUUCCUGUACACCACAAGGGGACCAGCCAGCAGUGCCGGGCCAGGGGAGCCUCUCUUACCUUGAGCUCCCAACUCAGUUUGUUGAGCUUCUGGAAGAGCCCAUAAGUCACGGUCUCCAUCCAUCACCUCUGUUGCAGGGUGUGACAUUAUUAACAUAACCUGUAACUGUAUAGAUCACUGUUGCCACCACUGUUAUAUAUUUGCAGCAAAUAUUGUAUAGAGGUUGUUGUGUAAGGGAUCUAUGGAGAGAUUAUGGUUUGCUGGUUAUGAUUGUGCUGUCUAUAUGUGUGUAUCAUUUUUGUAGUUGAAGUUAUGAAUAUUGGCUCUAUACUGUCUGUAUUUCAAACUUAUGCUGUGCUUCUGGGUGACACCCCAGACAAGUUGGGGUCAGCUCUGCCUAGCCUGCUGGAUGGCCCAUUAAGGACUAUCAGCUAUACAAUGACCCAUUGAGAGAAGGCAGAUACGCCUUGUGACUCAGCCAGGUAUGCCGGGACUUGCCCAUGUGACUCCAGACUCCAUUUUGCUGUAAUUUUCCACAGUAAGAACAAAGAGGGGUUCUUACACCUGGAAAAGACUAUAAAAGACUGCUGCAGCUCCUCCAUCUGGUGGUCUUCAAUCCUACUUCGUACUUCUGGAGGGGCUUUGCUACAGACGGAAGCUCUGCACAAAGGACUGAAUGACCCAUCCCAGGUGUGGACGUUCUCCAGAGACUUGAUUUGAACCUGCCGUUUAUUCCAUCACUGCUACAAGCCUGAAGUAAGAACUUUGCCAUUCCUGUAUGUCAUUGAUUCCAUUUAACCCAUUCUAGCUCUCGUCUCUAUCUUUUUCCUUUUAUGAAUAAACCGUUAGAUUUUAGAUUCUAAA
Messenger RNA from Caretta caretta (loggerhead turtle), 7036 nucleotides. It is a transcript of the gene CACTIN, whose product is annotated as cactin, spliceosome C complex subunit. NCBI's taxonomy places the organism in Eukaryota, Metazoa, Chordata, Testudines, Cheloniidae. Gene Ontology annotation, molecular function: protein binding. Gene Ontology annotation, cellular component: spliceosomal complex; cytoplasm. The record is from RefSeq and is a predicted model, not a curated record. Gene Ontology annotation, biological process: negative regulation of innate immune response; mRNA cis splicing, via spliceosome.